This is a messenger RNA of Akanthomyces muscarius, 6663 nucleotides long. RefSeq lists its product as uncharacterized. The record is from RefSeq and is a predicted model, not a curated record. Bases 1 to 6663 code for a protein of 2220 amino acids. Gene Ontology annotation, molecular function: DNA binding; DNA-directed DNA polymerase activity; nucleotide binding. Lineage: Eukaryota; Fungi; Ascomycota; Sordariomycetes; Hypocreales; Cordycipitaceae. The transcript has 3 exons. Gene Ontology annotation, biological process: mitotic cell cycle; leading strand elongation; base-excision repair, gap-filling. Gene Ontology annotation, cellular component: epsilon DNA polymerase complex; nucleus.
AUGCCCAACACAAGCCUGCGGCGCCCGCAAAAGGGCUUCCGCCGAGGCGGCAAGUCAGCAUACCAUGGCGCACGAACCCGAGCGUUCGCCGCCUCUUCCAGAGCCGAAGGCACAUCUGCAGAUGAAAGAUGGGAACGCGCCAAGCUCGCGCAAACCAUUGAUGAGAACAUGGGCUUUGCCCGUUUCGAGAGCGGCAGAAGAAAAGAGGGAUGGCUCGUCAAUGUACAGCCCACAUCUAUAGAGGACGACAGGCUGCCUUUCGGACGAGCGGCCCUCGACUGCUACUUUAUUGAGCUCGACGGCUCGACUUUCAAGGCAACCGUCGAAUACGACCCCUACUUCCUCAUCGCGGUUAGGCGCGGUCACGAAUCCGAAGUCGAAGAAUGGGUCAAGAGAGUACCUGGAGACGGCGUUGUAAAGUCGAUGCAGAGGGUGGAAAAGGACGACCUGAGCAUGCCCAACCACUUACUCGGAUAUCGCCGCACAUACAUCCAGCUCAACUUUGCCAACGUCAACGACUUGAUGGCCGCGAGAAAAGACAUCAUGCCUAUUGCAGAGAAGAACAAAAAAAACAUGAGCGCCAUGGACGCCUACGCCGAGGUUGCCACUGCCAACGGAAACGGAAACGGCAACUUUGACCUGUUCGACGAUGUACAGGACGACGAACGGCACGCAACGAAUUCUUACUCCGACGCCAGCGACUACAUCGUCGACUUGCGCGAGUACGAUGUCCCGUACCACGUACGAGUAAUGAUAGAUUUAGAUAUACGAGUUGGAAAGUGGUAUUUCGUCGAGGCAAAGCAUGGCAUCACAAAAAUUAUGCCAAACGAGGAAAGAUCACUGCCCGCAGACCCCGUUGUUCUUGCGUUUGAUAUCGAAACGACGAAACUACCUCUCAAGUUCCCCGACGCCACGAUCGACCAAGUUAUGAUGAUCUCGUACAUGAUUGAUGGCCAAGGAUUUCUCAUCACAAACCGCGAAAUUAUUUCGGAAGACAUUGGCGACUUCGACUACACACCUAAGCCAGAAUAUCCGGGCCCUUUCAUGAUUUUCAACGAACCUGACGAAAAGGCAACUCUAGAGCGUUUCUUUCUUCACAUUAAAGAAGCCAGGCCCACUGUCAUCGCAACCUACAACGGUGACUUUUUCGAUUGGCCCUUUGUUGAAGCCAGAGCUAGCGUCAAUGGCAUUGACAUGUACCAAGAAAUCGGCUGGAAAAAAGACACUGACGAUCAAUACAAAUGCAACUACGGUGUCCACAUGGACUGCUUCCACUGGGUGAACCGAGAUUCCUAUCUCCCCCAAGGUUCUCGUGGUUUGAAGGCAGUCACCGUUGCGAAGCUCGGAUACGACCCCGACGAGCUCGAUCCAGAACUCAUGACGCCAUAUGCUAUCGAAAGACCCCAGACUCUUGCCGAAUACUCAGUUUCUGAUGCCGUGGCCACAUACUAUCUGUACAUGAAGUAUGUGCACCCGUUCAUCUUCUCGCUUUGCACUAUUUUGCCUCUCGGUGGUGAUGAUACCCUGCGAAAAGGAACCGGCACGCUUUGCGAAAUGCUACUCAUGGUGCAAGCAUACCAAAGAGAAAUUGUACUGCCAAACAAGCAUAUUGCGCCAAAGGAAGCGUUCUGGGACGGCCAUCUGCUUGACUCGGAGACCUAUGUCGGUGGUCACGUCGAGAGUAUUGAGGCCGGUGUCUUCCGAGCCGAUAUCCCUGUCGACUUUUCUGUUGACACUGGCGCACUGGAUGAGCUGAUCAAGGACAUAGACGCCGCGCUGAAGUUUGUAAUUACUGUCGAGGAAAAGAAGUCCCUUGAUGACAUCGAAAACUACGACGAGGUGAAAGCCCAGAUUUUGGAAAGGCUCAACCUCUUGAAAGAGACGCCUAAUCGACAUGAACGGCCACUCAUCUACCAUCUCGAUGUCGCCUCCAUGUAUCCUAACAUUAUGACAACAAAUCGUCUGCAGCCUGACUCCAUGAUCACGGAGUCGGAUUGUGCUGCAUGCGAUUUUAAUCGACCUGGCAAGACUUGCGACAGACGAAUGCCUUGGGCGUGGCGUGGUGAAUACCUGCCUGCCAAGCGUGACGAGUACAACAUGAUCCGAAAUACUCUAGAGAACGAGAAAUUCCCUGGCAAAUAUCCUAAUUCGCCACCGAGGACAUUCCAGGAACUUUCAGCUGAUGAGAAGGCUACCCUCGUCAGAAAACGACUGCAGAUCUUCUCGCAAAAGGUUUACCACAAGAUUCACGAUUCCACGACUAUUGUCCGGGAGGCUAUCAUCUGCCAGAGAGAGAACCCAUUCUACAUCAACACUGUCCGUGAUUUCCGUGACCGACGAUACGACUACAAAGGCAAGGCAAAGGUGUGGAAAGGAAAGACUGAUUCGUUGAAAUCUUCCGGAGCAACAGCGAGCGAAGUCGAGGCGGCAAAAAAGAUGAGCAUUGUGUACGACUCAUUACAGCUCGCGCACAAAGUCAUUUUAAACUCAUUCUACGGCUAUGUCAUGAGAAAGGGUUCUCGCUGGUACUCCAUGGAAAUGGCUGGCGUUACAUGUUUAACCGGAGCCACCAUCAUUCAACUUGCCAGACAGCUGGUUGAGCGCCUCGGACGCCCUCUGGAACUGGAUACGGAUGGUAUUUGGUGUAUGCUUCCGGCUACAUUCCCAGAGAAUUUUGCCUUCAAGCUCAAGAAUGGGAAGAAGCUCAACAUUUCGUACCCUUGCGUCAUGUUGAACCAUUUAGUUCACGACAAGUUCACAAAUCACCAAUAUCAGACCCUUACGGAUCAGAAGACAUUCAAGUACGAGACGCACAGCGAUAACUCCAUCUUCUUCGAAGUCGAUGGCCCCUACAAGGCCAUGGUUCUGCCCACCUCAAAGGAAGCGGACAAGAACUUGAAGAAACGAUAUGCUGUCUUCAAUGAUGAUGGUAGUCUUGCUGAAUUGAAAGGUUUUGAGCUCAAGAGACGUGGUGAGCUGAAGCUCAUCAAAAUCUUCCAGCAACAGAUAUUCAAGUUUUUCCUGGAAGGUGAGGAUCUGGCACAAUGCUACGCGGCAGUAGCAAAAGUGGCCAACAAGUGGUUGGAUGUCCUGCAUAGCAAAGGAUCGACUCUGGCCGACGAAGAACUGAUGGAGCUGAUUUCUGAGAACCGAAGCAUGUCAAAACCACUGGAGGAGUAUGGUACUCAAAAGUCAACAAGUAUCACAACUGCAAAGCGCUUGGCCGACUUUCUGGGAGAACAAAUGGUCAAAGACAAGGGAUUGAACUGCAAGUUCAUUAUCUGCUCCCGCCCCAGGCAUGCUCCUGUCACCGAAAGAGCCGUCCCGGUUGCUAUCUUCUCUGCUGAAGAAUCUGUCAAGCGUAGUUAUUUGAAGAAAUGGCUGAAGGAGGAACCUACCGACACAGACCCCCGUGCCCUCUUGGACUGGGACUAUUAUCUCGAGCGAUUGGGAUCUGUCAUCCAGAAACUCAUCACAAUUCCGGCUGCGCUGCAAAAAGUGCGCAACCCUGUUCCACGUGUGGCUCACCCUGACUGGCUUCAACGACGAAUCAAUAUAAAGGACGACAAGAUGAAGCAAAGGAAGCUCACUGAUGUGUUCCAAAAGGAACCCCUUGGCGACAUCACCAACCUCAACGGCCCUCGCAUGGACGACAUGGAAGACUACGGCGCUAAGCUGCUGAAGCCAAAGCCGGUCAAUGCAGCUAUUGCCUCCUCGCAGCCGGCUCCUACCUCGCAGAAGCGCAAAUCGCCGGACCCCGUUGAGAAUGCUGAUCCAAUGGCAGCCCUCCCAAAGACUAUGCCUGGGCCGUCAGACGACUACGUUGGCUUUUUGGAGUACCAGAAACAGAAGUGGAAGCUUCAAAAACAGGCCCGUGUCCGUCGCCGCCAACUGUUUGGUGAGAGAAGAGGAAAUACUGGCAGCAACAUUCAGCAAACUUUUAUGAAGCAAGCACACCUGACCUUCAUGAACACAUGGCAGCUUCUUCAGCUUCGCGCGACCGAAACUCCUGGUGUCGUGACGGCUUUCGUUCUUAUCGAUGCCAAGAUUCAUACGUUGAAGGUCCGUGUUCCGCGACAAGUAUUCCUCAACCUGCGCAGCAAGGAUCUUCCUGACGUCGAAAUUGAGGGGUGCGAGGUUGAGCAAGUCAACUACACCUUGCCCAACGGCCAUCCAUCUACUCAUCUGUUCAAACUUACUGUUGCCGAAGACAGCUAUUACAAUGAGGCAGCAAAAUUUUCCCUCUUGUUCAACCACCCCAGCGUUGAAGGGGUCUAUGAGAAGCAGAUCCCUCUCAACAUACGCGCUGUGCUUCGUUUGGGCAACCUGUGCACGAUUGAUGACCAGCAAAAUGCUGUACUAGGUAAAGGUUUGGAGCAUGGCUUUGAUCUCGAUGGCCUCAAGCGACCUGCCAAGGCAAGAACAUACCUUGAUUCAUCGCCGCUGGCCUACAUCUAUGUCUCCCACAUAACGGCUGGCGACCGCCAGAUUUUUGGUAUCUUCUCGACUACAUCCGACAAGGCCAACGUUAUCAUUCUGCAGAAGAAUCGUGACUCUGGACAGGAUCUGCCCAACAUCACACGCAUGUACUCUGAAAUGCUCUCAAAGCGAUCGGAGGAAGCUGCUGGCACCAACUGGCAAGACUGCUUCAUGUACCAUGAGAAGGUCAAUUUCAAGAUUACGCAGGUGACUACGAGACGCAAGGCUCAUCUCGAAAUUGGAGACGUCAUAAAGCAGAUGCGCAAAGAUGAACAUCGUCCCCAGAUGAUGGUCAUUCAGUCUUCCCAGCGCAACUUACUCGUCCACGAUGUUCCUGUCCUGGGAGAAUUUCCCGUUCUGCCUCUCAAGUAUGAUGCCGCUGAUAGUUCGCUGCCUCCACUAGGCUGGCAAGCUGUUGUCGCCAGACGUCUUCUGGGACACUAUCUUGGCCUGGGUUCCUGGAUUUUGCAUCUCACGGCCCUCGCUCGCUAUGGUGACGUACCACUGUGCAACUUGGAGCGAGAUGAUCCUCGUUACUUGAUUGACAUUGCGUAUGCAAGGCGACUGCAGGCAAACAACAUUGUGCUGUGGUGGUCACCUGGUCCUCGCCCAGACCAUGCAGGUCACGAAAAGGAUGACCUGGUCGGGGCCCUAGAUGCUGUCAAGAUGCCAAAUGUCAACAACCCUGGCACAUACUCGUCUGUCUGUAUCGAUUUGGAUGUUCGCAACCUCGCAAUCAAUACCAUAUUGACUUCAUCCUUGGUCAACGAGCUCGAGGGUGCCGAUUCAGUCUCGUUCAACCCUUCUGCAGAUGGCUCGGACAGCUUGGCGUCCGAGAAUGCGUUUUCUAAUGCAGGCGUCCUGGUUUUGCGUGAGAUGGUAAAGGCUUGGUGGGCUGAGGCCUGCCGAGGCAGCACCAUGGCAGAUGUCCUAGUUCAACAUCUCGUUCGUUGGGUCGAGAAUCCUGAUUCUUUCAUGUACGACCGUGCUCUACACUACUAUGUGCAAAUGAUGUCACGGAAGGCAUUCCAGCAGCUGAUGGGCGACUUCCGCCGCGUCGGCUCCCAGGUUGUCUUUGCCAACGCAAACCGCCUCAUUCUGCAGACUACCAAAGCCGAAGUUGGAAACGCCUUUGCCUACAGUCAGUACAUUAUCAAAUCGAUCAAGAGCAAGCCACUGUUUCACUUUAUCGAUUUGGAGAUCAAGGAAUACUGGGACUACUUGGUCUGGUAUGACGAGUUCAACUAUGGAGGCAAAGCAUGCCAAGAGGUCGUCGAGGCUGAUGAGCAGCCACUGGAGACAAUCAUGCACUGGCAAAUGGCUACAUUCUUGCCGAAGCGCCUGGAGCCUAGCUUCCAGACAUGGGUCAUUGAAUUCAUUCAACUCAUGCACGGUCUGAAGCGCCAGGCAACACAUGAUCCCGACUCCACACCUCGACUUACGCAGCUGCCGAACCGCAACAUUGAAAAGGAAGAGGGUCAGAUCAUCCUUGGGAAGAGCUAUGAGAAACCGCUGAAGAAGGCCAUCUCUGGUUUAAUUGCUCAGCAGAAGCGAGAGUUACUGCACCCGGAGCUUGCUGGAGACUAUUCGUUCCCCGACCUACCGGGCUCUCAUUUGCGUCCGCGCAAUGCAAUCCUCGAGCUCGUAAAAUCUCUCAUGCAGAUUCUUUCCCUGGACAAGAACAUUACACUAGAAGCGCGACUUUUGCGCAAAGAGCUUCUCGCGCUCUUCGAAGUGCGAGAAUUUUCCAAGGAGGGCACCUUUGCGAAUCCAUCAGAGAGUCUGAAGCUUGUCCAGCUCUCGUGCGACAGCUGUACCAUGGCCCGCGAUUUGGACUUUUGCCGAGACGAAGAUCUGCUCAGCGCAGGCGGCACUGCCAGCGGAGCUGGCUGGAACUGUCCCUUUUGCGGUGCCGAGUACGAUCGCGUGACAAUCGAAGAGCGGCUGCUGGCCAUGGUGGAGAGCUGGACGGUCGAAUGGACAACCCAAGAUCUCAAGUGCGCGCGCUGCGGCGCGCUGCGGAUGAAUGAGUUUAUGGAGCAUUGCACUUGCAGCGGUGAAUGGAAGGUGACGGUGUCGAGGGACGAGAUUGUCCGCAAGCUCAAUGUCAUUCGACGCGUGGCCAAGUUUUACGGCCUGCGGAUGCUGUCGGAUGUUGCCACUCGUUUCGGCGAGGCCAUGUAA